GUCCAUCCCAACGGGGGCGGCUACAGAGCGUCGCUAUCCACUCCCUCGUGAUAACUGAGACCGACGACACGUACAGCUAGCUACUGUCGCGUGGCUGUCUAUCACUAUCAGAUCAGCCGGGGCCUGACAGACACGAUCCUGGCACCGGCCACCGCCGUGAGACUAAAAAGAAGCGGGGCGGGAUACGGCGGACCGAGAAAGAAGCGCCAACGCCGAGCAUGGCUACCACGGUCCUCGCCGUGACGGCUUCAGCAGCUCCAGCGCCGCCUUCGUUGGGGGCUGCGCGCUUCAGCCCGGUUGCAGGACCUGCUGUCACUCUUAGAACGCAAUGUUGGAUUGCUGCCAAGAUGAAGCUCCACAAGGCCCUGAGGAGGCAUGGAUCGCAAGUUCAGAGAAAGCUGGAAAUUCAAGGGGUUGGUAAAAUUCCUGACUGCUUCAAGGUUGCAUCGCUGACUGGAAGGAUAACUCGUCGGAAUGUACAGCUUGCUGAUGAAACUGGAGGUGAAACAGCAAAUACAAGCUCUGUUAUGUCAGAUAACUCGAUCGAUGACAAAAGUUCAAUGCAUCUGGGACUCAACCACUCUGAAGCUGAUCGUCCUGUACUAGAGGAAGGCGUUGUUCUGUUUGAUAACUUUGAUGACCAACCUGAAAGUAUACCAUCUCUUUGCAUUGCUGUCAUUGGAGCUACUGGCGAACUGGCAAGAAGUAAAGUCUUCCCAGCACUAUUUGCUCUGUAUUACAGUGGUUUUCUUCCUCAGAAUGUUGCCAUAUUUGGAUAUUCUAGAAAGACAUUAGCAGACGAGGAUUUAAGAUCCAUGAUUGAAGCCAAUUUGACCUGUCGGGUAGAUCACCAUGAAAACUGUGAAGAAAAGUUGAAUGAAUUCCUUAAAAGGACAUACUAUGUCGAUGCAGGACAUGAUAACAAAGAUGGGAUGGCGAAACUAAAUUCGAAAAUGGCACAGAUAGAGGGCAUUUGUGCAGCAAACCGGAUAUUCUACCUUGCUGUUCCCCAAGAGGCACUUCUUGAUGUGGCAUUGCCAUUAUCUGACAGUGCCCAAACUAAGCAUGGCUGGAAUAGGAUAAUUAUUGAGAAACCAUUUGGCUUCACUAGUUUGUCCUCACAACGGGUAACACAGUCUUUGCUGUCAAGAUUUGAAGAGAAGCAAAUCUACCGAAUUGAUCAUCUUUUGGGGAAGGAUCUAAUUGAAAAUCUCACUGUCUUGAGAUUUUCUAAUUUGGUGUUUGAACCUUUAUGGAGUAGGAAGUACAUACGCAAUGUGCAGGUCGUUUUUUCUGAAGAAACAUCAGCAGAAACACAAGGGAGGUACUUUGGAAACUACGGGAUAAUCCGUGACAUAGUGCACAGCCACAUUCUUCAAACGAUAGCACUAUUUGCUAUGGAACCACCUGUAAGUCUUGAUGGGGAGGAUAUCCGCGAUGAGAAGGUGAAGGUGCUCAGAUCAAUUCGAAAAGUGGACAUUGAGGAUGUCGUCCUUGGUCAACUCAAAGAUGCCUCUGGUGACGUUGACCGAUAUACAAAAUCAAUGACACCUACCUACUUUGCUGCCGCCAUGUACAUUGACAAUGCACGUUGGGAUGGGGUACCUUUUUUGAUCAAGACUGGAAUGGGACUUAUGGAGAAUAGAGCUGAGAUUCGUAUUCAAUUUCAUCAUGUCCCUGGCAAUAUCUACCGUGAACGUUUUGGUCAUGACAUAGAUCUCGACACAAAUGAGCUGGUUUUACGUGACCUACCCGAAGAAGCCAUUCUCCUGAAAGUCAACAAUAAGGUCCCGGGUCUUGGGCUCCAGUUGGAUGCUUCAGAGCUCAACCUACUUUACAGGGACAGGUACGACGUUGAAGUUCCAGAUUCAUAUGAGCAUCUUCUUUUGGAUGUUCUAGAUGGCGAUAGUCAUCUCUUCAUGCGCAGUGACGAAUUAGCUGCUGCAUGGAGCGUAUUGGCACCUAUACUCCAUGAGAUCGACCAGAAGAGUGUUGCUCCUGAGCUCUACGACGCUGGGGAUAAAGGACCAAUUAAUGCUUACUAUCUCGCUGCUAAACAUGGAGUCCGAUGGGAUGAUGGCUGCUGAGAUGAUACUUGGGAGCUGCUCAAUGUAUUUCGCUUCCUUCUCCGUGUGUAGCAAAAUCUGUUCGGUGAACUAAAACAAGACAUUGAGAAAAAAAAGGUAUUUCUUGCUUGUUGAUUCAAACCCUUCGAAGGUGGAUCAAAAGGUACUAUUACCCACCAAGCCGAUAUGUUGCACCCGACAAUGAGGAUGUAGUAGUGCAUUGAGCGAAUCGUGUGGGGUGACUUGUGUAAAUUGGACCUUAGUAUGUGCUAAUAGUUGCAAACAUCUUAUGGAAAUGUCUCGGUGCCAUGUUAAAGGGAAACGCUUAUAGCCGGUCGACCGGCUGAGUUUCCGCCGGUUGCACCGUUCACUCUGCCUUAUCUUAUCUCUCCAUUACCUUAUCUCUCCAGGAACGACCAGAGCCACUCCUUUUUCUCCUCGCCCAUGGACGCAUCUCGUCUGCGAGCUCCGCUUUUCCCUUUUCUCGUCUUCCCCUCUUCUUCCAUGCGUCCCCCGCUCCCCCCACCGGCGGCAGGCUGUGCUGGCCGGCCAUGGCAGCUCGUCGGCCAAUCGCCGCACACAGAAUCCACCUCACUUUUUCCACCCUCAGGGGUUCAUCAAGCUCCUGCUCCUCUGCCAAUCACUAGCACCACACCAGUGCCCCCCCCCCCCCGCGCGCUGCUGCUACCACGACGUAGUGCAAGCUCCAGGACAAGAGGUGUUGGAACCGGCAGAGGGCGGUGCUGCGACCGUUGUCAUCUAAAGCUGGAAUCAAGAGGUGCGGCUCCUGCAAGCCCCGGCCGCGGUGCUGGAACGACGGCUAUGUCGUGCUACGACGGGCAGACGAGAUGCUGGAACCGGCCUUGGCGGGAGCUACAAUCAGUGGCCUUUUUUGCUACAACCGUUCUUUUGUUUUGCUGGAAUUAGCGACCUUUUUUGCUAGGAUCUGUAAUUUGAGAUGUUUUUUGCUGGAACUAUCUCUAAUUUUUGCUA
This is a messenger RNA of Aegilops tauschii subsp. strangulata, 3059 nucleotides long. Its product is annotated as inactive glucose-6-phosphate 1-dehydrogenase 4, chloroplastic. Gene Ontology annotation, molecular function: glucose-6-phosphate dehydrogenase activity; NADP binding. Gene Ontology annotation, biological process: glucose metabolic process. The record is from RefSeq and is a predicted model, not a curated record. Lineage: Eukaryota; Viridiplantae; Streptophyta; Magnoliopsida; Poales; Poaceae.